This is a messenger RNA of Raphanus sativus (radish), 2045 nucleotides long. RefSeq names its product probable protein phosphatase 2C 1. The transcript has 6 exons. The coding region runs from base 540 to 1922 and encodes 460 amino acids. Gene Ontology annotation, biological process: protein dephosphorylation. NCBI's taxonomy places the organism in Eukaryota, Viridiplantae, Streptophyta, Magnoliopsida, Brassicales, Brassicaceae. The record is from RefSeq and is a predicted model, not a curated record. Gene Ontology annotation, molecular function: protein serine/threonine phosphatase activity.
GAGGAAAGCUUUGAUUGAUUAUGAUAUUACAUGAGAGAAGCGAAGAAACAAGAAAAGAUUCUGUGGGAGGAGCUCCUUGUUUUUUAUUAUCUCUAUCUUUUGCUAAUUCGCUUUCUCCAAUUAAACGAGAUCUCACCCAUAUCUCCGACGACUACAACUACUUCUUCACCAAUCACACACAACUCUCUCAUCUCUCCAUCUCUCUUUCGCACUUCAACUAGUCACUAUCUCUGCAUAAUAAUAGUUAUUCAUUAUUUCCAGACGAACCCCUAUCCACACCAAAGCUGAUACUGGUCCAUACAUCAUCAUUGACCAAGAUUUGAAGAAAAGGUUUUGCACAGAUCAAGAGUUUCUUUUUUUUAAUUCAGAAGUAAGAAACUUGUGUGAAAGCUCUUUGAUUUUGACCAAGUGUGUUGGUGAAGCGUUUUACAUUGGGGGAGGAUCUGUUUUUGGUACAAGAGGAGGAGUCUUUUUUUCUGUCUUAUUCUGUACUAUCAUCCCUCUGCGAUCAGAUUCAUAUCUUGUGCUUGCAUUGACCAAUGGGAGGUUGUGUGUCCAAGAGCAAUGAAGAGCCUAUGUAUCGUCCCUGCCUCGGGAUGGGGUGCUGUGGGAGCAAAAUGGGGAGGAGGACAUCUUCAGGCCGCAUCGUUUCGCUUAACAACUUGGUCUCUAUUCCUAACCGGAUCACCAGCAACGGAAAGAGCAAGAGUUCUUGCAUUUUCACUCAACAGGGACGCAAGGGAGUUAAUCAGGACUCAAUGAUCGUGUGGGAAGAUUUCAUGUCUAAAGAUGUGACAUUCUGCGGUGUUUUUGACGGACACGGUCCUCAUGGUCACCUUGUUUCUCGUAAAGUGAGAGAAUCUUUGCCUGUGAGGUUACUGUCUUUCGUGAAUUCGAUUCAGUCGAAGCAAAACGUUUCAAACAAAUCAGAUAGCCAAGAAGCUGACAAGGAGGAAGAAGAAGCUAGUGAGGAGGAGGAUAAGUUGAAGCUCUUAUGGGAAGAGGCUUUCUUGAAAGCUUUCAGUGCUAUGGAUAAGGAACUGCGUUCCCAUCCUAAUGUGGAAUGCUUCUGCAGCGGCAGCACUGCUGUUACAAUCAUUAAACAGGGGUCAAACCUAUUCAUGGGAAACAUUGGGGACUCUCGGGCGAUACUUGGAUCCAAAGACAGCGAUGAUUCAAUGGUUGCUACUCAGCUAACAGUUGACUUGAAGCCUGACUUACCAAGGGAAGCAGAGAGGAUCAAACAGUGUAAAGGUAGAGUGUUUGCGCUGGAAGACGAGCCAGAGGUGCCACGAGUCUGGCUACCAUAUGAUAAUGCUCCUGGAUUAGCCAUGGCUAGGGCUUUUGGUGAUUUCUGUCUGAAAGACUACGGUGUGAUCUCAGUACCCGAGUUCUCUCACCGUGUUCUCACAGAGAGAGACCAGUUCAUUGUCUUGGCCUCUGAUGGAGUAUGGGAUGUGCUAAGCAACGAAGAAGUGGUUGAAGUGGUGGCAUCAGCACCAAGCCGAGCAUCAGCAGCUAGGCUAGUGGUGGAUUCAGCUGCAAGGGAGUGGAAGCUGAAGUACCCGACUUCGAAAAUGGACGACUGUGCGGUCGUGUGUUUGUUUCUCGACGGGAAGAUGGACUCGGAUUCAUCAGACUACGAAGAGCAAGGAUACUACUCGUCAGCAACGAACGCAGUAGAAGAAUCAGAGGAAAACCAGGUGAAUGCAGCAGAACCGUGUCUUCAGAGAAACGUCACGGUCAGGGCGUCAACAGAAAACAGCAGUUUCGGUAAUGUGAAUGCAGAAGCGAUUAAUGAUGUUGCAGAGAAGGAGAAAACUAAGGAAGGUGAACAGAACUGGUCCGGACUAGAAGGAGUUACUCGAGUGAACUCAUUAGUUCAGCUUCCAAGAUUCUCUGGAGAAGAAACUAAGACUUGAGAUAUGGCUUUUCAUUGUUUUUUUUUCAAGAAUUGAUUUUAGUGUUCCAAAGAAAAGAAAAGUUUGCUGGUUGCAUGCAUCUAUUUGCCUAAUCAAAUUCAUAAAAUGUAAAUGUGUUAGCUU